UGGCGGCGCGGCCCGCCGCGCGUGCUUAUUUUCAAGCGCGAUGAGGCGUUCCCGGAGGAGAAAGGCGCGCGCGGUGCGCCCGCUGGCCAAUAGCCGCGGGCGGCGAGGAUGGGCGCGGCCGCUGGCCAAUGGUAAUGCGGACAUCCGGGCCGCGGUCCAAUGGCGAUACGCGGGGGGCGGGCCCCGCGCCCGAACGCUUGGCGGGAGGUGAUGGCGCUGCGGCAGCGGCUGCAGAAGUUGUUCCAGGAGCCGCAGCCCGUCGGGGCCAUUGUGCUGGAGCGGGCGCCUGCCCCCGCCGCUGCCGCCUGGGCCUCGCUGUCCGUGCCGCCGCCGCCCCCGCCGUCGCCCCCGCCGUCGCCCCCGCCGUCGUCCCCACCGUCGCCCCCGCCGUCGUCGCCCCCGCCGUCCUCUUCCUUGCCGCCGGCCGCGGAGCCGGCAUCGCCGCCGCGGCGGCAGGGGCCGCUGCCGGAGGAGUGCGCCGUGUUCCACUGCCGGAGCUGCUGGACGGUGCUGGGAGACUCGCUGCAGCUGUGCGGGCGGGAGCCGCCGGAGCUCAGCGUCCUCGUCUGCUUCAGAGUCACCAGCGAUGUGACCUGGGAGGACUCGCUGCUGAUCGGCCUCGAGGGCGCCCUGCUGGGAUGUGCUUAUUAUUUAUUAUUGUGUCGGUCCUGUGGCUUGGCUGUGGGCUUCAUUCUUUACUCUUCUGGCAGUGACCUGGCGCACCUCCGGGACUUGUUCUGUUUCUUCAAGGACAGCAUCAUGUGUUACCUCUUAAAAAAUCAAACGAUUAUAGAAGCUUCUAAGAUUAAUUUUCCAGCUGUGACCUUAAAGGAAAACAUGCAGAAAAUGAAAGAAAAGCUUGUGGAGUUAAGUGGUCGUGUCGAAUUAUUGACAAGGAAGCUGGAUAAAAUAAUUAUGUAACAAAAGAAUGGCAAAACUCUUCAACAGAUCCUUACUGAUAAUUUACUAUCAAGAUAUGCAAGAGUUAAUGCCAACUAAUACCCAUUUUCAAGAACUGCUGGAGCUGUUUCUGCAUCUCUGCUGAGUUUGGUCAUUACGAAGAAAUAAUGCACCAGACCAGGUGUGAGUAUUGAUCUGUCGCUUCAUCUGUGUGUGGAAAGAACUGAUGAUGAAGUGCCUCCCUUCAGGAGGAGAAUCUGACAUACUGAAGUUAUGCUUGGAAGACUGAAUAGCUCACCCAUGCAGCAUGUUACUCUCUGAAGCUCUGUAAAUAUAACUUUGGUUUUUCUAAUGACUUCAAGGGGAAAACCAGCCUUUGAAAUAAUAAAGUCAGGUUUCUGGAGCUAUGUAAAACAUACUUAACAAGGUGAUACUAUUCAAGAGCCACCAUUACAAACUGAACAUUCUUAAAAACCUAAAGCUCCUGUCCUACCUUUUCAUACAGACACAUUGUUAAUGGCAGUCUUGGUUUUAAUGGCAGCUACAUUUGGGUCAGCUACAUUAGCUACAUCUGAUGGAUAUGUGAGCCACUGCUAAAUGGACUCCUGAAUAGUUCUGAGAUUUGCUUGUAUGCAUUGCUUGCAAAAGCAGCAGACGAGCACAUCACAGAUGCUGCAGUGUUCUUAGAGCAUGAGUCUGGAUGGCACCAUGGAGGCAGAGCACAAGGUUUUGAAUUUCAGGUAAAGGGCAACCCCAGUGCCUUCCAAGUCUGCUGAAGUGCAGCCCCAGGAACAGGACUGAGUCAAAUUUUGCCAGCUAAGGCUGUGAGCAACUGAGCGUUUCUUUCUGGAAUGUUAACUAGGAAACCAAGGAACAGUCUUCUGCACAAUCAUGGAAGCACUGCUUUCCUGAAGUUAUGAUUGCCUGGCCAGUUAGGAUGUUUCAUAAAAAAUACCUACUCAUGGCCCAUUGGCAUCGCUCUCUACUGAAAAUUGGUUCUGCUUAUUUCCACAUAUUUAGAAAAUAAUUUUACAGAAAAGAAAGCACUACUUACCCUUUGUUACUGGGACAGAAUAUCCCUAAUUCUUGGUUUUGGAAGAUUAAGGUCCCUUUUCAUCUCCCCUAUGCUGCCUAAAGGGCUAAUGUUUGUUCUCAAAGGGAUAAUGAAUUUAUGGAAAGUUAGUAGUUUUCUGUAGUAGUCUGGAGAGGAUUCUGUUUACUUGAUCAGCUUAAUUCCAGUGAUGCAAAUUGCUUUCUCCUUCCGUGUAUAUGACCAGCAGGUUGCAGAUCUCAUUGCUGCUGCUGCCAGUUCUGUGUUUUGUCUUAUUUGUAAAAUAACUCUGCUUGGAGCACAGGGGACAAAAUUCACUGAGGUAAGGCACCUCAGAGGUUUUAGGUGGGCAACUGGUACUUAGGCUACUACUAAUGUUCACUGUGCUGCUGUCUGUUUGGCAGUUUUUAUGGUCUCAGUCAUAAGCAAAACAAUAGAGUAUCAACAGUUGUUCUGCAAGGAGAGGGGGGACUCUCACAAAUUCUAAUACUACCUUUGUAGUACUUCCUUAGUGCUUGUGUUGUUGCAUGAGUCUAAGAAAUGUGAUUGAUGAUGGGACUGUUUGCUUUUGCCCUUUCAUUCUAGUUUCUGCAUUGAGACUGUUUCUUGCUAUUUUAUGUCUGUAUUAUGAAUAAUGCUAAAUUGUUUUGCUUCCUUAGUACUGAUCCCUAAAAGAAAAAAAAGCUGUCAGUUACAUUUUUGUAUUAUAUUUAAAGUUGUGAAGAAAGAACUUCUUAAAUAAAAGCUGAAACUCAGAAAUUCAUAUGGUCCAAAUCACUGCCAUUGUUAUGUGAGUCCUAGGCCUACUUUUUUUCCUUUGAUUAUUUUGCAGGAAAAAAAAUCACUUUAUCUUGCUUGGGUCCUCAUUUGUUAUGAAGCAUUAAAGUAUUGGUUCCACAAAUUAUAUUACAUAGCAUGGAUUUAAAUAUAUAAUGAGUAUGUGCUGAAGAAUAGCUGGUAAAUUUUUAAACUGAAUUUCUGUAAUCUUUGAAAUUGGGAGGACCUCCACCAACCACAGAAGAAACUUUUUGGAAGCACAGUCACCAAAACAAUAAACAAUACGUCCAUAAAACAAUCUUCUGAGGGGUCUCAUUACUUUUAGGCAAUCAAUACAAGAAGCAGAGAGUUUCUGCUACUCUCUGAAACACCCCUUGAAGAGAUUGAAGUUAUGCAUCUUAGAAUGAGUGGAAUAACAAUUUUUGUUUAGCUGCUGUUUAAGUCAGAAGCUCUUGUGCCUGAAGUCUGCUGCCCCCAAAGCAGAUAUCCAGCAUAAAGGAGAGAAAGCUCGAGUUGUUAAGUUUUGACAAAGCUACAGCAAGUAGACCUCAGAAGUGGAGUGGAAUGUACAGUAAUUUGGUUAAUUUGUCUUCUGAACAGAUGACGCAUCCAGUUUUAGUGCAUUCUCAGCCUGUGCUGCUUUAUUGCUAAAAAAGUUUGUAUACAGGUGCAGAGUUUCCAGGUUCAUUUUUAAACAGUUCCUCUUUACAGUGUCAAAAUAAUAAAAUCUUAUCUUGAAAUCCUCAAAGAUGCAUAGAUAUAAAAGCAAGCUGCCUUUUGGAGAAAAUCAGAAUUUGCAGGGAGACAUUCUUUCACUGUUACCAUGUAAAACGUGUGCAAUGGGAGUACAUAGUUUGUAGUCACACCAAUAAUUCCCUCCACUAAUCCAUGCAAGAAUGCUAUCAGAAGUUCAGUAUAAGUAUUCUUUAGCCUAUUAAGUACUAAGGUAAUUUUUAGGAAUUUAUACCUAAUACUUUUCCUUUGCUGUUAUAUUUUUCAAAUCAAAAGGAAAAUCACUGAUAUCCUGAAGUAGCUUAUUCCCCAAGUUAUACUGAAGGGAAAUACAAAGGAUACAAUGGCUUACUCAUUACAAUAUUUAACAGACUUUAAAACCAUGCAUAGUGUUCUAAAGAAUUAAAAAUGACCAUGGUUAACCACUGGGCGAACUUUGCCUUAGAAAUUUUCUUGUUUCUUGAAGAAGUUGGCUCAAAGACUUUCAUUCAGUCCUACUUGUGAUACCAUGGAAUAGUUACCUUCUCUUAUAAUAUUCAUAUCUCCAUUUGGCAAUCCUUACAUAUUUAAAAAGAGCAUUCAUGGGUAAAACCACAAUUCCCAUUCUAAACCCAAAACACAGUGCUUUAUGAAUGGUUGGCUAUGAAGUAUGAACAGGAGUUAACUUGACACACCUUUUCUUCCAAGACACUUUCUGCUUAAGAGAGAGGACUGAGCCUCUGUACAUGGAGAAGUGUUCUGCACAAGUUAAGCCCACUUACAAAAUUAAGCUAAGCUACAAGUAUGGAAUUCUGCAAUUACAAGCCAGUAUUCUGUAUGUUUAAUUACAGGUUUAAACUUGGAAAAGUAUUGGUGAUGUAGGCUAUGCCACACAUUCUCUUACUUUCAAACUGCUGGCAGAAAUUGACUGCAUUAUCCACUAAGACUUGAAUUACAGAGAACGCACCAAGAGUUUACAGAAAGAUGGCACCCAAAUUCCCUUUUAUCUAGUAAGUGAAAUAAAGAAAAAAAGACAAUUGCAACCUCUGUUGCAGCAGAUAAAGACCUUCAGUGAUUAAAUCUCAUUUUCUGUUUUUAAAAAUCUCUUUAAAGAACUUAAAAAAUAUACAAGAUUACCAGUAUUUUCAGGUUCAUUCCUGCAGAUGCCAUUAUUGCUGGCUAGUACCAGUAUGCUUCAGUACAGCUGCCUAUGUGGCUAGAGUUACCUGAAAAUACUGUCUCUUAAAAAGCUAUUCAACACCUGAAAAAUAUGUACUGUGCUUAUUAAUUUCAGUAUUCUCCAAAUAAUUUCUCUCACCACACUCAAGUUUAUUACCUACUGUCUGGCAAAUACUACACUCAAUUUGAGUCUGUGGUUUCUGUUACUCAUUUGUCAGCUUGGGUUUUGGGGUGAUUUUUUUGUGGGUUUGGUUUUUUUCCUUCCCACCAGUCGCUCCCCUGCACCAUGUAAGAAACUCUGCACCCUUUUCCUUGCUACAGCUGCAGCAGGUGAGAAACCUCAUCUCGCCUCUAAACAUGCUUAGUUCAUGCCCUGCUUUUUACAUGCUCAGGACAGUGAUAUGAACCAGACUAGAGGUUAUAAAGGCGAGUUCUGCUGACCCCAGUUCCUGAUUUACAGUUUUGGUGCCAUGCUUCUGUCCCUAUCUAUACAUUCUGCCCCCUUCUCUACAGAGGCAGCACAUUCUCUAAAAAAACCCAAAAUUUGAGAAUCAAAGCAGGAAGUUCAAGCUAUUGGUAUAUUAAUUCCUAUUGCUUCAUUAUGUAUAAAUGCAUAUCUCAAUUUACUGGUAAUAACUACAUUACACUAGACAUUUUGAAUCAUGCAUAAUUAGAAUACUAGCUCUAAGAUUUGGUUUGUGGGCCUGUGCCGCUUUCCUUCAGUUUCUCCAUGCAGUUCUUCAUGCCAAAGGCAUUGCAAACUACCUGCCUUUUAUUUGACCUGCAAACACACUCAUUUGGAGGGGAAGUGGAGAGAAGCAGACAGGAUUUACAUAGGACACACUGAACAGAAAGGUACCUUCUACCUUUAACUUUAGAUGGGGUAAAAGUCUUGGGAGUUUGUCUAUAUUAUAACCCGGUACACAGGCUCAGAGACAGAAACAUGCUCUGCUGACAUCACGAACACUGACACUUUCUCUAAAAUGCAGGAGGAAGUGUAGAGAUUGAAAGGGAACAGACAUCAGAAUCCAUGGUUAGUGCUGUGCACUGUUGAACAAGACACCCUGAUUCAACUGUUGGCUUUUGUGUGCCAGUCAAAGUGCUACAGGGACAAAAUGCUGGAUCAUUCCAUGAAAGAAAUCCAGUGGAAUCUAACUUGAAUUGUCAUUUUGCAGCUCUGUACCUGAUCAGCAAGCAGGAUUAUUAGUUUUGGAGGAAGACCAGCCAGUUUCCUAAGGGUACAAUAAGCAGUGAUUUCUAAGAUUUGUUAUACACCAAAAAUAGUUCUAUCUUCAGUAUUUUUUCCUUUUCUGCCCCCCAAAAAGCCAGACUGCCAGUUCUUGACAAUGUAAUCCUCAUGUAAAGUGUCAGUAUCCUCAAGCUCAGUACAAUUUGUUCCCACUUACUAUCAAGAAGUCUUUGCAAGACUUUCUUUCUUCUCAUAAAUUUGACAAAUACCCUCAGUUUCAGAAGGUACAUUUCCCAACACAAGUAGUGGCUAGACCUUCUGCAGCAGCACUACUGGAUAUACAAAGAGAACAUAUUUGUAUCAUCUGGGUUUAGUACUGCUUAGGAGGUAUGUCCAUACUGGUCAUUACACCUUUUGAUAUAGCACACCCAAGAGUGGCAGCACCUGACACUUCCACUUCAGUUUAGAAGCUGUUAAAUCAAGGAGGUUGAAGCAAAAGUCAUGUCACAGUACAAGAGCUGAAAGGCAAAGGGAUUCCUUUUGUUGCUGUGAAUAGUAAUUCCUAGUCUAGCAGCCCACAGAAUUCAGAUCCUUAUUAAAAGCCUGAACUGGGAAGUAUAUGCAGAUAGCUUGCCUGGCUAUGUGAGUCUUUUAUUUCCUCCCCUCUGUUCUGAGUGGAUAUACCCUUGAAGAAUUCUGUUCAGCCACAAAGGUGAUACUUCUGAAGCAUGAAUGUGACUUUGUUUUCAUUACAAUUUCAUUAUUAUGUAAAUGUAUUUGUCAAUCACAGACCACAUAAUUUCAUAAUUUCUCUAAUCAGAGAGCAAUCAAAUGAAGGUCCCCUAUGGCGAGCUUCCAAUUUUAUCAAAAAAUCAAUAGCUGGAAUUUAAGCUGAUUAUAAUCUUUCAGAUCAAUUAGUUUUCAUAAGCAUAUUACAUGUUAGCCAACACUUAAUUUAGACAGUCUCAUGCUUAUCCUGUUACUUUAUACUGCAAAAAUGCUCAUAGCCCUCACAGUUCCACUAUCUAUUUAUGAAGAGCCAAAGUGCUUCACCCCCACGCUUUAAUGGAGGCAAGAAGCCUCCAUUAAGCUGGAAGCUUACAGUCUAAAUUACUUCAGCUUUCCAGAAGAAAUGCAGCCAGACUGAUCUAAACCUCUGAUUAUGUUCAGAAUACACUACUAUAUGUUGGGGCUCACUGUGUCUUUGAUGAGGUACCUACACUGAAAAGUGCCAACUAGGAACAGUUUAGAACUCCUGUGGCUCUUUUAUGCAACCCUUUCAUAGCAAAUAAUUUUCUGGAUGCAGAUCUACAGGUGAAAAUCAAUAACCCUCUGUGUUACCAGAGGCUUCACAGUACUUUCUCCUGCAAAACUUCAGGCAUCAACUGAAAUCAAUUAUGGUCUGCAACAGUGUUUAGCAAAGCUGAAAUUAUUUUCUGCUGUGGCAUCUUUAGAUUCUACAGUUGUGCUUGGCAUGCACAAAUGUUUUGAGGGUCAAGCGCUCUCUAAUGUUUUGGGGUUUUUUAUUUAAAGACUACCUCAGAUUGGUCUUUAUAAUGGAAGAAAACAAAAAUCACUUCCCAUCACAAAGAACUUCUCACUUUAGAAUCAGGUUCUCUUCACAGUACAGUAUUUGGAAAAGUUUAGUUUCUCAGAGAAAUAGAGCAAGUGCUAGGCUACAGAGAAAGAAAAACUUCAGCUAUCCUUUCAAAGAGAACUGUCUGCCCUCCCCCCAGCACUCACUGACAGUGCUUCAGACAUGUGGCAAAGCUAAUUUUUCUUUUCUUUUUUUAAUAUAUGUAUCAAGUUCAUUAACUUAGUAUUCAAGUGCCAAAUUCCCUCCAAUGAGAGGAACAUAAGAAGAAUUCACCCUUCUUCUCAGGAAGACUCUUCACACAACUCCCUGCAGCACAGAGCGCCACAAACUUAUUUGGUUAUUACCCACUUACUCUACUGUACAGUCUUGCUAAUGCAAGUUAUUUACUAUCACAUGCAAAACAGUUAUUGCUACUAAAGUUCUAUUUUCUUAUUAAAUCAUCUUAUGGCUUUGUUUGCAUCAGGGAUUCUUCCCCCUACAUACUGUGCUAUUUUGCAUUCCAGUUUCAGAGGUAUUUUUCAAUUGAUUCUCCCAAGCACUAAACUACUUUAUUCAAUGGUACAGCUAUGUCCAUUUAGAAUUGAACCUGACUCUUAGCACAGGUCCCCCAGAGCUCUGCUGUAAAUGGCCCACCUGUCCAAUUUUCUCAGAAAUUCAUUAGAUGCAGAGGGUCGUUUGGUUGGUUUUGUUGGGGUUUUUUUUUCCCUGUUACAUACAUUAACUCUGCCUGGAUUACUGUCAUUGCACGGAAGUACAUGCUUCUUGAUUAAUUACUUUAAAGAUAUAUCGUACCAAAAUUACAAAACCAAGCUACCCAUUCCCUCCCUCCCCCUAAUGGCCAUUUACAGGCAGGUCUCAGGAAAAAAAGAUGCAGUAUCCUCUCUAAGCUGAAAGAGAGAAAUGGGUGAAGAGCAGCACUGGCAUCAAAUAAAAGACUUAUUCCUAGGAAAUCAGAGGAUGCCAUCCACAGAGCAAUGCACAUCUCAGAAUCAUACCAGUCUCCUAUUUGACCAGUCCAAGCUGUCCAUUGAGUGCUAAAUCAAUUUCACUUCCCUGGUCUAAACUUUCCUUCUGAAAAAAGCAGAGGGAGAGACAGAAAUCAUUAAAACUGAGCUUAGAGCUGGAAAGCAAAACUGGAAGUUACCUAAAACACAAGAUACUGAAUUCUCAAUAAUACAGGGGUGGGGAAUCUCUGAUCCAUUGGCUGGAGACAGCCUGCUGCACAGACACAGCCUGCAACAUCGUUUUCCAACGGCCUCUGACCUUAACGUAUUCUCUCUUAUUAAGAUGUAUGUAAAUGCAGGAUCCACCAAAGUUAUUUUAAGAUUCAAUAGGAUUUCAGCCAAAAAAGGUUCCCCAUUCCUGCAGUAAUGGAGGAAAGUCUUCUAUGCAUAAUUAGCAUAUCACAUUUUGCAACUAUUAACUUACCACACAAUGAGGAUAAUGUUUUGCUAGCUAUAAUAAUCAUAAAGUCAGAUGUGAAAAAAAGACAAGAUUACUUAACAGACUUUGUAAAUUAUCUGAAGAUAAGAGAUGUGUACAGAAUGCACACAAACUCCUUAGCAUAUUCAUACUUUUGUGAGUAUAUCACAGGAUGAGUAAUAGAUGGUUCAAUAAAAUUGAAAAUGGAAGAAAACACCAACAAAUAUUUAAAAGAAAAGAAUCACACCGAUAGGGAGGAGAAUUAUGGAUACUUGCAUACUCUAGCUUACUACUGCAGUUGGACAGACAGACAAAUAUCAAAAAGUCAACUAUGAUUCUAUGAAGCCCAUUAAGUGAAUGAGUUCCAUUUCUAAGGAUAGCAUUGCCAUUGUCAAAGGGAGGAUACUGCAUGUUUAGACCAUGUUUGUGACAUUCCUAUUGUAUCCUUUCUAGUGUUAAUUACAUUAUCAUCACUGUUUACUAAUAAAUUUGUCACUCAGAAAUUGUAAAAAUACUACUAGGCUCAUGCACUGGUCCUAACAUGGCACUACAGUUUGCUACAAAGCACUAAUGCUUAUGGAACUAUACACAUCUCAAAAUGGAAGACAUUGGUGAUUUUGUUGUUUUCAAACAACUUGUAACAUCAUUUUGUCCACAAGUAUUAAAAUAUAUAUAUGUAUAUAUAUAUAUAUGAGCUAUUGCACAUGCCCCUUGUUUUUGUAAUCUUUCACAUGGGAAGAUUUCCAACCAACACAAAGAAAAAGCGGAGCAAGGAAGAGUGAGUCAGAUGAAGCAGCAUUUCCAAACACAGCAGCUCUUUAAAGGUGCUGGCCAGGAAGGUACAGCAAAAGGGGGUCUUCUGGGCAUGCACUAUUGGAAUAUUAUUUCUGUGAAAGCCACAGAUCAGAUCCUUAAUCUAAUAAAAUCCUGAUGUUCUAAAAUUAAACUCAAAAACUAAUGCUGCUACACUGCCAUGAACAGGAGUUAGGAAAAAAAUCAGUAAUUCUACUUUUUUUGUUACAAUGCCAGGUUACAAAAUAUUGAGUUUAAGGAGCUUAGAUUAUCAACUCUCUAGUCAGGCAAAUUUGCAAUUUUUGUACAUGUCCACAGAAAACAAAAAUACCUUCCUGCCCCCAAGUAUUUUGUCAUCAAGCUGUGCAAGAAACAACUGCUAUCUCUAACAUCAGAUGGGUAAGUAUGGGCAGAAGAAAAUUCCCAGAUCUAAAAUCAGGCAUUUCUUAUACCACAUACUUCCCAACCACUGUAAUCCUAUGAUAUUGACAGUAUUUUCCAUCACUUAGAGAUGGAUCCUGCUUCUACAGACAUCUCCAUUAAAUCCUAUUGACUUCAACAUAAGGAGGCCCUAAAAUAAAGUGUGCUUUUCUAGUUGCCUCCAAUGCCAGAAAGCUCAGACCAUAUUCAGCAAAGUCAGGCCAAGCUGGUGGUUGCCUCAUCAAGCUCAAUGUUAACUCUUAUCACACAGCUCACCACAAUGUUACACACAAUUUUAGAGCACCUCUCUGCUCAUUGAAGUUGGCAUUAUUUUGAUAGGCAGUGUCUGUUCUUUGCUUCAUGGAAACACAAAAUGGGUAAAGCUGUCAUUAAAUCCUAUUGUUACAAAACAAGUCUAAACACAGACAUGACUUGGACAAUUAGGAUCAACAUCAACACUUGUCCUCACUCUGCUAUGGAACUUGGUCCCAUAAAAUGUCACCACAUUUUUCAUACUAGAAUGCUGCCCUGGCAAUCAAUCACCAAGAUUUAAGAAGGAUUUCAAUUGUUUGCUUUUUCAGCCAUUUUCAGGCUGUCUGGCUCUCUCCAGCAGUUUUCUAAAAGGAAAAACAGAACAAGAAAUCUAGAACACUUCCCCAACCAUUUUAGUAUCU
Molecule: messenger RNA, 10712 nt
Organism: Passer montanus (Eurasian tree sparrow)
Lineage: Eukaryota; Metazoa; Chordata; Aves; Passeriformes; Passeridae
Gene: OIP5
Product: Opa interacting protein 5
Exons: 5
Coding region: 160-921 (253 amino acids)
Biological process (GO): chromosome segregation; CENP-A containing chromatin assembly
Cellular component (GO): chromatin; nucleus; chromosome, centromeric region
Source: RefSeq, a predicted model, not a curated record